Molecule: messenger RNA, 2534 nt
Organism: Ceraceosorus bombacis
Lineage: Eukaryota; Fungi; Basidiomycota; Exobasidiomycetes; Ceraceosorales; Ceraceosoraceae
Source: the annotation of a GenBank genome assembly
AUGUCACAACGUUUCAUGAACAUCGUAGCGGCACAUUUCGUCCUCAGUGGAAGAAGCGAGUUCAUCCAUUCACCAAUCAUUUCGGCAAGGCGAGCUGUCAGCGCUCACCUCAAUCUCUACGCACGGAGAAGGUCCGCUCAGACUUCCGAACUGCACACGACGGUAUUUCGCCUUGCUUCAUCGUCGAACAAGACAGCUAGGCGCAGCAAUCCGGCUCCUGGUAGCGGUGACACAACAUCUGCCGGUCCCUCGCGCUCAUCCUCCAAAGCGGGACCGAGUGGGGAGGCAUUGGAUGAGGCCAAAGGUGUCGAGACAUCGAGCACGUUAGGCAGCUUGGAGCGCAAGCCAAGUUCAGCAUCACAAGCAGCUUCAGCCGCAACAUCACGGAGUGCCGCAGCCGAUGAACAGGAUAUUCAUGGGGUUUCUGGAAAUGUAGGCCGCAAUAAGGACCAAAGUCAGCCGAGACAGGCGAAACGGAGAAGGCUGCCGCUGAUACUGGCUUUGCUGGUGACAGCUGGUGCUGGACUGUAUGGCGUGGACGAGUAUCUGAAUGCUAGGAUCUUGCAAAGGAACAUCAGGACACUUUGGUGCGGACUUACCAUAGCUCUGGACUACAAGUAAGUGAACCUGGUUGAAUAUGGACACAGUGGGGAAGCUGGUAUCUCAGACGAUAACUGGAAAGUCAGACAGGCAAUACUUUGAUACCUUGCCGUUGUGCUCAAUGCUGAGGCGCUCUGCGUCUGGCUCAUGCUUUGACGAAGUCCUACGACUGCACGGCUCGAGAGCACCUACUCGAUCUUCAACUGUCACUGAUCUCACGAUGCUUCGUCCCGAUCGCAGAAUCAAUUUUGACCCUAAGAACGCAGAGAGCGUCGCAGCCCUACACGAGCGGUGUGCGGACCGCCUUCUAGCAGUCUGCGAUGAGAAUCAAGGUUUAUACACCAAGUUGGGGCAGGCAGUAGCGAGCAAUAGCUUCAUCCUUCCGAAGCCGUAUGCUCAACUUAACAGAUUGUUGGAUGACGCCGAGAGGAUGCCUUGGGAGAUCGUCAGGAAGGUUCUCGAGGGCGAGCUGGGGGACCGGCUCGAGCAGGUGAAAAUCACGCUCCCGCUGCGCGCCACGCUUGUCGCACAUGCACUCACACCUCCCUCAUUGACCCCUUAGGUCUUUGAAAGCAUCAACGAGAAGCCGAUAGCGGCGGCCUCGAUAGCCCAAGUGCACCUGGGCAUCCUAAGAGGGAAUGGUGACGAAGAGUCCCGCAAGGUCGCGGUCAAGGUCCAACGGCCGCAAAUUAGGGCACAAGCGUACUGGGACCUGUUGUGUUUCCGCAUCCUCUUGCGUUUUUAUGAGCAGAUUUUCGAGCUCCCGCUGUCGUAUUUUGGGCAGUACAUUUCUGACCAGGUGCGUAGGCACGGGAGAAUCGAUCGUGCCAUAAUGAGACUGAAAAUUGCGCCGCUUCGCUUCGUAGAUUCUGCAAGAAACUUCUUUCGUCCACGAAGCGGAGAACUCGGAGCAACUGCGCAAGUACAUCGCUACGGAUCCUCUCAAGCUUGUUCGCGAUACCGUAUCGGUGCCUAAGGUAUAUCGCGACUUGUCGGGGGAGCGCGUGCUCGUGAUGGAGUACGUGUCUGAUGCCGUCAAGAUGACGGAUCAGAAGGGGAUGGAAAGGCUAGGUCUGUCCGUUAGAGAUGUAGCAAAGUCGGUUUGUGAAGUUUUUGCGAGUCAAAUCUUUCAGUACGGGCUCGUGCAAGCAGACGGACACGCUGGCAAUAUUCUCGUUCGGAGAAACCCGCAGUAUGAGAACGCCAGCAUCUUCAGAAGUGCAGCCAAACCCAAGCAUCAGGUGAUUCUGAUCGACCACGGGCUCGUCAUCCCUCUGUCAGAGGACUUUAGGAGGCAGUACGCCAAGCUGUGGAAAGCCAUCUACCAGGUCGACUUGCCGACAUUGGAAAAGAUCACUCAGUCAUGGGGCAUGGGAGAGGGGUCGUCGGAGCUUUUUGCGAGUGCUACAUUGAUGAAGCCCUGGAGCAAGCCCAAGACGGAAGCAGAAAAAGCAGAAGCUGCAAAGAAACGCGCACAGGAUCCUCGGUCGGAUGCGGACAUUCAAAAAGAGCGCAUGAAGAGCUUCCUCGUCCAAGUGGAGCUGACACCCAAAGAGUUGAUCUUUGUUGGUCGGUCUAUGCGCAUCAUUCAAGCCAAUUGUCAGGUGCUUGGAUCGCCGGUCAAUAGGCUCAACAUUCUGGCUAGACACGCAGCCUCCGCCCUCGUAUCCCCGAAGAGUCCGAGUUUUAAAGAACGUGUGGACAGUCUACGCUUCAAGACUGCUUUGUUCAUCAUUGACGGCGCUUUCUUGACCUCCCGUUUGGUUCACUGGUUGUCCCUCUUGUUCAGAAAUCCCCUGGGAGCACUGGGUCUACGAGAAUUGGCACCGACGGAGAAGCGCAAAGGUUUAGAGGACGACUUGGCACGUGGUAUGCAAGAGAUGGGAGAGGAGUAUGGCUUGGAUCUGUCGGACGCAUUUGAGAUGGAACAGUAG